AAGACGGCGCUGCAGGUCAUGAUGUUUGGCAGCCCUGUUAUCGCCCUGGAGUUGCUAAAACAAGGGGCCAGCCCCAAUGUCCAGGACGCCUCUGGUACCAGCCCGAUCCAUGACGCAGCCCGCACGGGAUUCCUGGACACCCUGAAGGUCCUAGUGGAUCACGGCGCCGAUGUCAACGUCCCUGAUGGCUCUGGGGCUCUCCCCAUCCACCUGGCCAUUCAGGAGGGCCACACCGCAGUGGUCAACUUCCUGGCAGCUGAAUCCGAUCUCCAUCACAAAGACGCCAGGGGGCUCACCCCCCUGGAGCUGGCGCGGCAGAGGGGGUCUCAGGACCUCAUGGACAUCCUGCAGGGCCACAAGGUGGCCCCUCUGUGACCCGAGGCCACCCUCUGGGGUUACUUAUCAGAAGAGGAAGAAAGAAACACUUUCUCUCCUCGCUCCUUGGCGAAUGGGCGGAGGAGUACCAUUUGUGGCUUAUUGGUGUUGAUUUCUGGGGUGCGUGUGUUUGGGGGACGUUUCUCAUUUGUUUUUCUCACCCCUUUUGGUGUGUUGGACAGAGGAGGGCUCCGCAGGCAGCAGCCACCGAAACGGUUCAAUUUUCUCUGUGCCCUGGGAUGCUGGGGCCACAGACUAGACCCAAGGGCAGGUCGUUUAAAGCCCCAGCCCGAGUGAGGUCAUCGCCGCCUCCGGGACUCCUGGAACCUGGCGACCUUGGCCGGCUGUGCUGGGAGAGAGCCGAAGUGUGCGCACUUGCUUCGGGCAGGGAGGGAGGGGGGAGCGAUCUAAAUCCAUAACAGGGUAGCCUGAGUUCAUUCCUAUUUUGUUGGAAGCUUGUUUUCCAGUCUCUUGUACAGCGUUGAAAACAACAACACAUAGAUUCUAUUUAUUGAGCUUUAUGGAAAAAAAGUGUGUGAUAAUUUAACGUUUUUACCCAUUAAAUUAAGACUUGUGCGUGAUCA
Molecule: messenger RNA, 959 nt
Organism: Tupaia belangeri chinensis (Chinese tree shrew)
Lineage: Eukaryota; Metazoa; Chordata; Mammalia; Scandentia; Tupaiidae
Gene: CDKN2D
Product: cyclin dependent kinase inhibitor 2D
Cellular component (GO): nucleus
Molecular function (GO): protein binding
Source: RefSeq, a predicted model, not a curated record